UGAACACAGAUAGGGGAAGGUGUGACAUCAUUCCACAAAUCACGCCUACUACUGGAGCUGAUUCGAUUAAGUGAUUGACGUCACCAACCGGCAGCGAAUAGGAAUGUUGGAGGAGGAAGGUGCUGGGAGUGGAACAGCGGGUAGUGGCGUCAGAGGGAGAGGAUAGCAACUGUUGCCUUGAGACCCCAGGCGCCAUAGUGACUGUAGCCGUGGAGACAGUUACUUGCCAACCGGAGACACACGGAGCUGCAGUGGCCGGAGAAGUAACCCGGGGAUCGUGGAGCCAUCAUUAUCACCACAGCGACGCGUACCAAAACUGCCUGGGUAGCUGGACGGAGAAACCAGUAUGCAGAAUUCAGACAGUGGUUCAGACUCAGCAACAUCUGUUGCGCUUAGGACAUCGACAUCAGCGCAAGCUCCUGUAGUGCAGCCUGUACCAGCAUCUCAACAGAGAAGUUUGUCUCAAGCAUCUGGCUCUGCUCCCAAAGGGGCGCAUGUUCAGGGUAUCUCUGUACCCAGAGCCCACCAGUUACAACAGCAGGUCCAGACUGUCCAACAUGUCUAUCCAGCUCAAGUGCAGUAUGUGGAAGGGGAUACAGUGUACACCAACGGAGCUAUCCGUACAGCUUACUCCUAUAAUGCGGAAACCCAGAUCUACGCACCCAGCAGUGGCUCCUCCUACUUUGACUCUCAAGGAGGCGGUGCUCAGGUCACCACAGUGGUGUCUAGCCCUACAGCAAUCCCUUCCCACAGUAUGGUGGGUAUCACCAUGGAUGUGAGUGGCAGCCAGAUCAUCUCUAGUUCUGGAGCCUACCUUAUCCAUGGAGGACUGGAGAAUUCUCGCCAUACACCAUCUCACACUUCUCGUACCUUCCCUGCUACGCUUGAAAUGGCGAUUGAAAAUCUCCAAAAAAAUGAAGGCAUCACUUCUCACAAAAGCAGCUUGCUCAACAGCCAUCUUCAGUGGCUGCUGGAUAAUUAUGAGACAGCGGAAGGUGUGAGCCUCCCUCGCAGCUCACUUUAUAAUCACUACCUGCGACACUGCCAGGAUCACAAACUUGAUCCAGUAAAUGCUGCAUCCUUUGGCAAACUUAUUCGCUCAGUGUUUAUGGGCCUGAGAACACGGCGCCUUGGUACCAGAGGCAACUCCAAGUACCAUUAUUAUGGCAUUCGCCUGAAACCAGAUUCUCCUCUGAACCGUAUUCAGGAGGAUGCACAGUAUAUGGCAAUAAGACAGCAACCCAUCCACCAGAAACAAAGAUACAGGCCUGCACAGAAGAUUGAUGGCAUGGGAGAAAAUCCAGCCAACAGUAGCCAACAUGCAUCUCCAGAACAAUCUGUUGCAGCUCAAAGUCAGCAUCAUCAGCAAUUUAUAGAUACAUCCCAUGUGUUUCCAGACUUUCCAGCACCUGAUUUAGGCAGUUUACUCUUACCAGAAGGCAUAACUAUGACUGACAUAAAAAAUCUGCAGCUUAUGUAUCGGCGGCACUGUGAGGCUACGAUUGAUGUAGUGAUGAAUCUACAGUUCCAGUACAUUGAAAAGCUAUGGCAGGCUUUCUGGAACUCCAAACCUUCUUCUCCUGAUGGUUCCAACCCAAUGAGCAGUGAGGAUGAACAGGAGCCGAUUAUCCCAAAUGAGAAGCUGAUGGUGCUUUGUAAAUAUGAACCCAUUAUGAGGUGGAUGAGAAACUGUGACCACAUUCUUUACCAAGCAUUGGUGGAGAUACUCAUCCCUGAUGUACUGAGACCUGUUCCCAGUACAUUGACUCAGGCAAUUCGGAAUUUUGCAAAGAGUUUGGAGGGCUGGCUUACAAAUGCCAUGUGUGAUUUCCCGCAGCAGAUAGUUCAUGCCAAGGUUGGAGUAGUGAGUGCUUUUGCACAGACGCUACGCCGUUACACAUCCCUAAAUCAUUUGGCACAAGCUGCAAGAGCUGUGCUUCAGAAUACAUCACAGAUUAAUCAGAUGCUCAGCGAUCUAAACCGUGUGGACUUUGCCAAUGUCCAGGAGCAGGCUUCAUGGGUGUGCCAGUGUGACGAAGGUAUGGUGCAGAAACUGGAGCAAGAUUUCAAGCUGACCCUGCAGCAGCAGAGUUCAUUGGACCAAUGGGCAAAUUGGUUGGAUAAUGUUGUCACUCAGGUGCUGAAACCACAUGAAGGAAGUCCUAGCUUCCCAAAGGCAGCCAGACAGUUUCUUCUCAAAUGGUCCUUCUACAGUUCGAUGGUGAUCCGAGACCUUACUCUGCGCAGCGCUGCCAGCUUUGGGUCUUUUCACCUUAUACGCCUGCUUUAUGAUGAGUACAUGUUCUACUUGGUGGAACACAGAGUGGCACAGGCAACAGGGGAGACUCCCAUUGCAGUAAUGGGGGAGUUUAGUGACUUUGCUUCAAUGUCUCCUGUGCAAAUGGAUAAAGAUGAUGUCAGUGAACUUGGGAGCGAUACAGAAGGGGAUCCUCACAUUUCUGGCCAACCUCCAGUUAAAAGAGAACGCGUUGAACUGAACCACUCAAUGCAAGAAAUGUAGACGGAAUUUUCUUGCCUUAUUCCCUGACUAAUGGGAACUUUCACCUCUGAUGCAGUCUGCCUUGUUACAGUGUAGUGCCUCUUAAACUCCCACAAGAAUCCUUUUCCCCAGAUCAUCUGCAGUGUCUACUGGAUGGAAAGAAUGACUCGGUGGCACUGACAAUCACAUCAGAUUCCAUAAUGCCACACUUCAUAAUUAUUUUUUUCUUCCUAUCGACUACCACUCUCUAAAUACUGAGCAGUGACUUGGAUAUGAAUGAAUUUUUUUCACUAUUUAUCACCGUUCUCUUUGGGUGAUGAAUCUGCUCCCACUCCCUAGACGGACUCAUUAAAGAUUUAAUAUACUGUACCAUAA
Xenopus laevis (African clawed frog) is the source of this 2875-nucleotide messenger RNA. RefSeq names its product regulatory factor X2 S homeolog (gene rfx2.S). Gene Ontology annotation, cellular component: cytoplasm; nucleus. Gene Ontology annotation, biological process: regulation of transcription by RNA polymerase II; regulation of DNA-templated transcription. The transcript has 18 exons. Gene Ontology annotation, molecular function: RNA polymerase II cis-regulatory region sequence-specific DNA binding; DNA-binding transcription factor activity; DNA binding. The record is from RefSeq and is a predicted model, not a curated record. The coding region runs from base 347 to 2521 and encodes 724 amino acids. NCBI's taxonomy places the organism in Eukaryota, Metazoa, Chordata, Amphibia, Anura, Pipidae.